Messenger RNA from Malassezia vespertilionis, 1056 nucleotides. RefSeq names its product G protein subunit beta (gene STE4). Gene Ontology annotation, molecular function: protein binding; signaling receptor complex adaptor activity. Lineage: Eukaryota; Fungi; Basidiomycota; Malasseziomycetes; Malasseziales; Malasseziaceae. Bases 1 to 1056 code for a protein of 351 amino acids. The transcript has a single exon. The record is from RefSeq and is a predicted model, not a curated record. Gene Ontology annotation, biological process: G protein-coupled receptor signaling pathway. Gene Ontology annotation, cellular component: heterotrimeric G-protein complex; cytoplasm.
AUGACUUUUUCUGCGCUGCAGGAUGCGAUUGUGUCGCAGCGCGACGUGUCCGAGCAGCUAAAAGCACGGAUCGCAUCUCAGAAGGAUAUAAUGGCUGAUACUUCGUUACGCACACUAGCGCUGGCCUCUGUGCCUCCCGCCCCAGCGCUCUCAAUGAAACGGCGGGCGGUGCUAAAGACACAGCGUGCCAAAGUCGCAAGCAUCGCCUGGGCACCGGAUGAUGUGCAUCUUCUUUCAGCUUCUCAGGAUGGGUUUCUUAUCUUGUGGGAUACACAAACGGCACUAAAGGAGCAGGCUGUUGCGUUGCGUAUGGGCUGGGUCCUUACGUGUGCCGUUUCCCCUGCGGGUGACAUUGUAGCCAGCGGUGGCCUUGACAAUGUAUGCACGAUAUUUGACCUGAAGCAAAAGACGAAUGAGGUUAGCGUACCUGUUGCCCACGAACUGCACGGCCACAAUGCCUUUGUCAGUGAUUGUCUCUUCCGGGGCGAGGCAGAGGUCUUGACCAGCUCGGGCGAUGGCACAUGCGCGCUAUGGGAUGUGCAGAGCGAAUGCAUGACGCAGAGCUUUGAAGGCCACAUUGGGGACGUGAUGAGCAUUUCAUUCUCCAAACAAAAUCCCAACUUGUUUGUUUCCGGCGCCUGUGACGACCUUGCGAUGCUCUGGGAUACACGAACGGGCCGAUCAGAACAGACGUUCACCGGGCACUCGCGCGAUGUAAAUGCCGUGUGCUUCUUCCCGGAUGGACAAGCGUUUGCGACCGGCUCUGACGACGCGUCUUGCCGCUUGUACGAUCUGCGCGCACGCCGCGAAUUGGCUGCGUACGGACAGUUAUCGACCACAAGCCCUGUUACGUCGCUUGAUUUUACCCAUUCCGGCCGCGUACUUGUGGUUGCAUACGAUGACAACCGUAUACAUAUGUGGGAUACGCUGCGGGGAGAGCGCGUAGGUACCAUGCAAGGUCACGAGGAAAGAACUUCUGCAAUACGGACAAACGCGCGGGGGGAUAGAAUCGCCAGCGCUGGAUGGGAUGCACGGAUCUUGCUAUGGGGUAUCUAG